Dicrocoelium dendriticum is the source of this 988-nucleotide messenger RNA. NCBI's taxonomy places the organism in Eukaryota, Metazoa, Platyhelminthes, Trematoda, Plagiorchiida, Dicrocoeliidae. The record is from the annotation of a GenBank genome assembly.
CAUGGUGACGUGCAACACGGAGUCCUUCCGAAAUCUGGUGACCGAUGUUUUUGUCCAGUUGAAUGAGAUUGAGAUCCAGCUCAGUGGUUUGGAGGCUUGGGCUGGACUUCCUCCCGAGUGUUUUUCUCCUACUUCUGCAUCCUCUAGCAUGCCUUUCGACGCAGAUCAAAUUUCCACAGAAGCUCAAACUUUAGUUGAGGUAGUCAGACAACUGCAGCUCGGGCUUCACUCAAUGGUUUCAAAGCCUUCUUCCCAGUCUUUGUCGAUAACCAGUGCCAGCGCUGUUUCGUCUUCAGGAACCCCUUCCAAAUCCUCAGUUGCAGCUUCACAGUCCAGAGGUGUUCCAACUCCAGUCUACGGUGGCGCUCACGUUACACCGUCAUAUUCGGCUACUCCCGUUGUUGCGCCAUGCUCCAUAUCUUCUACACAUGUGGAUGCCUCUCCCCAAAUCCAGGAUUCUGGAUCAUACGCGAAUUUUGCCUACAAGUCGCCAUGUGCUGUCUCAGGAUCUGGCUCGAUUCAAAGUCAGUCGACAUCUGGUUUAUAUCCAUCUCCUUCAAUGCACAUGAGUACAGAUACAUUCACACAACCUCCGUCUGCAGGCAGACAAUCAGGUUCUUCCUGUCCAGAUCCAAACUUUACCAUAUCUACUUCCAAUAUGAGAGCGGACUACCAUAGUCACAUUCAACAAGUAGUGAGUACUCCCGACCAACAGCUCGGCCCACCUGCCUAGCGCCUCUCACUCUCAUUUGUAUACCUGUUUUCGAAAAACCACUUGCAACAUAGCUUUUUGCCUUUUUCUUUGUUGUUCGAAUGAACAACCGUUAGUGAUGUUUGCUUUUCGCAUUGGUUGUGUGUUUCGUCUACCCAAUCGUUCUAUCUGUUUAUCAUUAUAAUCUCGUUUUGUGUCUGAUUGCUAUUUCAAAUGCAAUCUAAGUCUUAUCCGUUAUUGAGCGGUUGCUACUGAUCUCGUCGCAGUAAAGCUGGA